GAAUCAUCUGUUCUAUAAAAGGAAACCCAGUCGGUUACACAAAGCCGACUGACGCACUGCGUGUUGGGUAGGCCUGACGCGAGUGUGUUGUAAGAUACAGCCAGCGCUCUGAGUCAUAACAGACCUACUGAGUACUCCAGGAGUGCUAGCUGAAUGUCCACCAGGGCUUCUACUUUCUUCAGGAUUUUCUCAGCCCAACAACGUCAACGCUAAGGGCGCGUUAGGUCACCAUGGGGGACAUGGAGAGCACCAUGAUGUCUGAGGACCAGGCUACGGCCAACUACGUCGAGAGGUCAAUGGCCGUGGUGGAAAAACCGCGGGAAAAGUUCACCUACAAUGUCAGAGGUCACCUAGAGCUGGACGACACAGGCCAUCCUACUGCCUAUUGGACGGCGGGUACCAGGAAUCCGACCAAUCAGAGAUCGUUAUCGGUGACCUGUCGUCAGGUGUGCUGAUGAAGAUGAUAGAGUACGCGUACACAGGUAAACUCGUCAUAAACAGGUACAACGCACAGACGAUGUUUGAAGCAGGUUUGAUCCUACAGUACCCGGUCGUACAAGAAGCUUGUUGUGAGUUCAUGUCUAACCAGCUAGAACCCGAAAAUGCUGUCGGGAUUCUUCAGUUCGCCAUGAAGUUUGCAUGCGAAGAUCUGAGGGUAAAAGCUUUCGACUACAUGGUUGAAAACUUGUAUUUCGUCUCUCAAAGUAAAGAGUACAGAUUUCUGAAUAAGGAGACCCUUUUGGACUUGAUAAGAAGCGACCGGCAGUUGUUUUCACCGGAAUGUCUGUACGAAUCUGUCAUGACAUGGAUCAAGUUCGAAACGGAGAGCAGAAAGAAGUUCUUAAAAGACUUCUUGGAGAACAUCAACCUUCCUCAGAUGAAGAGGGGGUUCUUCGAGACUGUUGUAGAAAAGGAGCAGAUCGUCUCUAAAUCACCGCCCGAAUGUUAUCAAAUAAUCUACGACGCGAAACAAAAGAUGGAGAAACGGCAAGAAAACGGGAUCUCCAGGGACGCGAUCGUGAUCUUCGGGGGCUCAAACGACGGCGUGUUCGUUCCUGAGAUUGACCUGUACGAUCCGAGGCUGAGUUCGUGGGACUCGCUCCCCAGUCUUCCCAAACACGCGGAGGGAGUUCGCCAUGCCCUGGCCGAGCUGGACAACGAUCUGUACGUUGUCGCUUCAGUUCACUUUCUGUAA
Messenger RNA from Branchiostoma floridae (Florida lancelet), 1195 nucleotides. RefSeq names its product kelch-like protein 24. Gene Ontology annotation, molecular function: protein binding. NCBI's taxonomy places the organism in Eukaryota, Metazoa, Chordata, Leptocardii, Amphioxiformes, Branchiostomatidae. The record is from RefSeq and is a predicted model, not a curated record.